This is a messenger RNA of Homalodisca vitripennis (glassy-winged sharpshooter), 570 nucleotides long. RefSeq lists its product as uncharacterized. The record is from RefSeq and is a predicted model, not a curated record. NCBI's taxonomy places the organism in Eukaryota, Metazoa, Arthropoda, Insecta, Hemiptera, Cicadellidae. Bases 197 to 547 code for a protein of 116 amino acids. The transcript has 3 exons.
CAUAUCAGCUCAGUUUUUACAUUAUUUAUAGUUCGGUUGGAUUGAAACAGAUACACUUCCAGGAAGAAACGGCCAUUGCAGCCUCAGGAUCGUGGUCGACAUGACAAUCACUCGUGCGGUGAAGAAUCGCCUGCGACAAUCGGAUACUGUAUUCACGGUAAUACAGUCUUCUGAUUAUUCCGAUUCAUCAUAGAAGAUGACACGUCAGUCUGUCAUUUUCAAACCUACCGCUCUAAAAGACCCCUCAACAUGGGAAGUGCCAGAGCCAAUCAUCCCUGGCAGAUGUGACAUGUCAGUGAAUGAAGAGAAAUCACAAUUAACUGAACAGAAUUCUAAUUUGGAAACCCUUCAAGAGGAUGCGCCAUUCGAGGAUCGCAUUAAGGGAUUAAAUGACAUAAACGUUCAUCUGAAAGCACUGACUAGUCUCAAAUUGACACCAUUAGAUAGUUAUUCUGUAAAUAAAAAUACAAAUUUGACCACAUAUGAUGUGGAUGUAAACAAAUCUAAGGGGAUCAACAAUAAAAACUUUCAUUUACCUCAGAAAUAAAGUCUCAUGAGGUGCACUUAGAA